This is a messenger RNA of Plasmodium fragile, 684 nucleotides long. RefSeq lists its product as uncharacterized. The record is from RefSeq and is a predicted model, not a curated record. Lineage: Eukaryota; Apicomplexa; Aconoidasida; Haemosporida; Plasmodiidae. The coding region runs from base 1 to 684 and encodes 227 amino acids. The transcript is spliced from 2 exons.
AUGAACAACAGUAAUAAAUCGAACUCAAGAAAUAUGAAAGCAAAUGUGUUGUCUGUUUUAUUUAGCGUUAUCGUUGCGACCUUUGUAUUUUGGCAAUCAUGUGCCCCGCAUGAUAUGAAAAAUUGUGCUGUGUACUCGAACCAUGGGCAAAAUGUAUACACCGGCAAAAGCGUCGGACGAUUAGAAAGAAUUUUGAGAUCAAAUAAUUCAAAUAUAUUCCAGGAAUAUGCAGAGUUACACGGUGAAGUAAGUACUAACGCGGUACAAGGUGUGAAUAGCGUGUCUGGGUUCAGAAGCCCAUUAAACAUUCAAAUUGUACCAGAACAACAGGAAGAGUAUGAAGAACAGCUGGACGAACUAAUUGAUAAAAUAACGCAUACAUGGAAUGACACAUUUUUAAAUAUGGUAGAAGAUUACAUCGAUUUCACAGAACGAAAUAAUAUCAUGGAUGGGGAAUGGAAAUGCCAAAUGUGGAAUCAAAGAUGGUACAGAUAUUUACAAUUCCUAGCUGGUAGUUUGAACGAAGUUAUUGAAAAUGAUAACUACCCUUUGGAAACAAAGGAGUACAUUUCAGAUGAAUUCCUUUAUUGGGCUAACCAUGAUUUUAUAUGGUUUCUGAAUAUAGUUAAAGCAGAGUGGGAUAGAAGAGUGGAACAACCUGAACCUGUAUCAGUGGAAGCUUAG